AUGCUGGGGAUUCUCUGUCUUCUUAUCGCCGCGCUGACUCGUGGGGACGCGGCCAAGGUGCUGACUCAGACGCCGGCAGUUCGGAGCGUUUCUGUAGGAGAAGAGGUGGUUCUCAAUUGCAACAUUCAGAGGAAUGAUCGCUAUAGUGUCGGCUUUUAUAGACAGUUUCCUGGAGAGGCUCCUCAGUUCAUUCUGGAGCAUUACCAUUCAUGGUCCUCACCUAGCUAUGGAUCAGGUUUCUCCUCUAGUCAAUUCAAUGCCAAAGCGUCCUCCGAUGUGGAUUACCAAUUCAUCAUUAAACACGCAAAGGCAGAAGAUUCUGCUGAGUAUUAUUGUAGCACGUGGGAUCGCUCUGCUGCUGAUGUGGUAUUCGGCGGAGGAACCAAGCUGCUGGUGACAAGCUCUGACGUGACUUCCCCCGUGGUGACUGUCUUCCCCCCAUCCAAUGACGAGGUCCAGUCCAAAGAGGCCACUCUAGUCUGCGUGGCCACUCAGUCCAUCCCGUACGCUGACGUCACUUGGCUGGCUCGCGGCCUUCCGGCGACAGGCACCAACGCCACCGGUCCUGCCACGCGAGAAACGAACGGCAACUACAAAAUCAGCAGCUAUCUCACUGUGCAGGCGUCCGAAUGGAACUCGGACGUACCUUACACUUGUAAGGUGUCUUUGGGCUCCCAGUCAGCUGAACAGACCAUCAGCAAGUCCAAGUGUGCAAUUUAG
Molecule: messenger RNA, 720 nt
Organism: Nerophis lumbriciformis (worm pipefish)
Lineage: Eukaryota; Metazoa; Chordata; Actinopteri; Syngnathiformes; Syngnathidae
Source: RefSeq, a predicted model, not a curated record